Messenger RNA from Amoebophrya sp. A120, 174 nucleotides. The record is from the annotation of a GenBank genome assembly. NCBI's taxonomy places the organism in Eukaryota, Dinophyceae, Syndiniales, Amoebophryaceae.
GACAAAAACUACUGGCACUCAUCACGCCAGCGAACCAUCGCAGCAACAACCAAAGUUAUCAGGUGAGGGCCUUGGUUCUGGUACAAUAAAACUAGGCAACAGGAGCAAAAUCAGCAAUGCGCCGCUUAUCAUCAUACGCCCGCACCCACGGAAACGGCUUGCACUCAAAUACAC